This is a messenger RNA of Striga hermonthica, 234 nucleotides long. NCBI's taxonomy places the organism in Eukaryota, Viridiplantae, Streptophyta, Magnoliopsida, Lamiales, Orobanchaceae. The record is from the annotation of a GenBank genome assembly.
CCAUUCUUCAAGAGAAUGUAUAUUUGCUGGGAGGCUUUGAAAAGCGGUCUUAGGGAAGGCUGCAGACCUGUUAUUUGUUUAGAUGGUUGUCACCUAAAAACAUCUUGUGGUAGGAUCUUGCUAACAGCAGUAGGCAUAGAUGGAAAUAAUUGCAUAUACCCAUUUGCAUAUGCAGUGGUGGAACAAGAAAAUAAGAACUCAUGGAAUUGGUUUGUGGAAUUGUUGAAAACACUA